This is a messenger RNA of Paramecium sonneborni, 1621 nucleotides long. The record is from the annotation of a GenBank genome assembly. NCBI's taxonomy places the organism in Eukaryota, Ciliophora, Oligohymenophorea, Peniculida, Parameciidae.
AUGAUUUUUCAAAUUGGUUAAAGUGACGGUCGAAAAUUUUGGUGUACAAAUAAUAUUCCGAACUUUGAUAUAGAGGAAGUAUCAAAUGUAAAGAUUGGUAAUUUCUAUAAAAUUGGGAAAACCUUUGGAUAGAAAUGCUUGAGGUAGUAUUUUCUAAUCAAACAAUACCUUUUCUACUCAGAUGUAGGGAAUUUUAAAAAUGUUAAGGGAUAUGUAAGAUUAGAUGGUGUAUAUUUAUAAUUCUAAAGAGUGAAUUAGGAAUACUAAAUUUAUUUGAGAAAUAAUGGAUUUUAAAUAAUCUUGUGCACAGAUAUUGAUGAAUAAUUUUAGGAAUGGUCAUAAAUGUUGUCUUAGAAAUGCAUCUUAACUACUUUUGAAAAGGAUUAUAAGAUUGGGUCUCUUAUAGGAAAUGGAACUUUCUCAACAGUAUUAAUAGUUUUAAAUUAGGUUUAUGAAUGUUGGAACCAUGAAGGAGAGUUGUUUGCUGUGAAAGCUAUCACAAAAUGCUAAUCUAAAUAGAUGAAAAACAACAAAUAAUAUGAACUGUAGUUAUUAAGUGAGAUCAAUGCAUUAAGAGAAUUUAAUCAUGAGAACAUUUUAAAAUUACAUCAGGUCUAUGAAAAUACUGAAAAAUUAUAUUUAGUAACAGAAUAUAUAGAUGGAUAUGAAUUGAUUUCAAAACAAACUAGUAAAAUACCUUAUUCAUCAAAUGAAUUAUAAAGUUUUGUUUAUCAAAUGUUGUUAGCGAUUCAUUAAAUACAUUCAUACAAUAUGAUGCAUAGAGAUAUUAAACCAUAAAAUAUUAUACUUAAAAAUGGAUAAUUAAAUAAUCCAAUUUUAAUUGAUUUUGGAUUAGCAGUGAGUACUUAAAUUAAAGAUAUUCCAUUUCCUUCUUGUGGAUCUUUAGGGUAUUAUUUAUUUUUAUUUAAGUUAUUCUGCUCCAGAAAUUCUAAGAUUUGAAGAAACAAAAAAAUAAUAUAAUGGAUAAUGUGAUAUUUUUAGUUUUGGAAUUACUUUAUUUACAAUGUAUAAUCAUUUUAAUAUUAUUAAGAUUAUUUGGUUAUAAUCCAUUCAAAGGAUAUGAUCAAAAAUAAACAAUUAAAAGAAAUGCUGAUGCUUAUUUUGAGAUUCCUAGUUCUCCCUAUCCAACAGAAUGUAAUCAUUUUUUUAAUUAUAAAAAGUAUGCAAUCUUAUUUUAUUGAUGACUAAGAAAUAUCCAAAAGAUCGAAUAACUGCUCUACAAGCAUUAACUCAUCCUUAUUUUAACAUAAAAUUUUACAUGACAAUACAUUUACCUAUGUCAAUAUUAACUAAAUAAUAAUAUGAGAUGAGCAAAAAUGAUAAGAAUAUCAAUGUGCAUUCAAGUUUAGAAAUGGAUUAUCAAUUUGGAUUAAAUAGUUAAUUUUUGAAUCCUUAAAACUCACCAAAAAAUUAAAAACUUCGCACUUCUACUAUUAACAGUAAUCCAUAAAGAAAGUUAACUAUUCCAUCACUAGAUUAAAUUGAUGAAUUUUAAUUAGAUGUGUUUGAAGAUUCAAUUGAAACUAGUCAUUUAGAAAAGUUGAAAAUGAAUCAAAACCAUUUUUAUAAUCAAAAGAAUUUAUUCAAUUCAAUUCUCUGA